Molecule: messenger RNA, 3051 nt
Organism: Toxorhynchites rutilus septentrionalis
Lineage: Eukaryota; Metazoa; Arthropoda; Insecta; Diptera; Culicidae
Exons: 1
Coding region: 1-3051 (1016 amino acids)
Source: RefSeq, a predicted model, not a curated record
AUGCCACCAACAACAAGGAGUAAUUCUCUGAAGGCGCUGCAAACGAGGUUGAAGUCCCUGCAAGAGAUGUUCAAAGAUAUCUGCCGUUUUUUGGACACUCUGGAUGAGGAAACGAUUGCGACUCGAGUUACAGUGCGGCUGGAAAAACUUGAGGAAUUGUGGGAAAAGGUUAAUGAGGCCAUAAUAGACAUCGACAUGCACGACGACUAUACCGCAGAAGAUGAUACCUAUUCUAAACAACGUUCCGAUUUUAGUAAUAGAUAUUAUGAGGCGAAAUCCAUGUUGCUAGAGAAGGUUAAGGACUUAGAGUGUGGGUCUGGUAUGAAUGCGACUACCCAAGGGCUGGACGUGACACAACAAUCGACUAUUGAACAUGUUCGUCUCCCACAAAUCAAAUUGCAAACGUUUGACGGCAAUAUUGAUGAGUGGUUAAGUUUCAGAGACCUAUAUCUGUCGUUAAUACACCACAAGACCGAUUUACCAGAAGUUGAGAAAUUCCACUACUUGAAAGGUUGUUUAGCAGGAGAGGCAAAGGCUCUUGUAGAUCCGCUCGCAAUCACUAGGGGGAACUAUCAGGUAGCAUGGGAAACACUGAUGAAAAGAUACAACGAUAGCAAACUGUUGAAACGGAGACAAAUUCAGGCAUUGUUUAGAAUGCCAACUCUAGUGAAAGAAUCUGGCGCAGAAUUACAAGCAUUACUAGAACAUUUUGAGCGUGCUAUUCAUACCUUAGAUCAAUUUGUAGAACCAGCAGAGUAUAAAGAUUUGUUGCUGUUGGAUAUAUUAGGUUCCAGAUUGGACCCAGCUACAAGAAGAGGCUGGGAGGAAUAUUCUGCAUCCAAAGACCAAGAUACCAUCAAGGACAUGGUUGAUUUCUUGCAGCGACGGAUUCGGGUACUUGACUCAUUACCACUAAAGGGAACAGGAGCCCGGGUUGAGGUAGCACAACCGCCGAGAAGAAGACAACCACUUGCGCUAACGAAUUAUAAUGCAGUGCAAACAGCUGGGCUUCGUUGUGUAGCUUGUUCAGAUAUGCAUCUUCUGUAUCAGUGUCCGCAGUUUAGACGCAUGACGAUAUCGACUCGUGAUAGGCUUCUCCGCAGUCAUUCAUUGUGUCGUAACUGUUUCAAAAGAGGUCACCAGGCAGUCGAUUGUUUAUCCCGUUUCGUUUGUCGUAUUUGUAAGGGAAAGCACCACACGUUAGUUUGUUUUCGCGAAGAGAACUCUCAAUGCAAUAACGCAGCUGAAGGUUCACCGGUAAAAUCAAGAGAAUCUUCGCGAUCCUCCAGUCCCAAGGAAGUGUCGGCUGUACUCGCUGCAUCGACAUCCAACACAGCAUCGUAUUGUGCGUCCUCGGUAUUAUUGGCUACCGCUAUCGUUUUGCUGGAAGAUGAUAAUGGUACCGUAGUUCCAGCCAGAGCACUGCUAGAUUCAGGGUCAGAGUGCAAUUUUAUGACUGAAGGACUGAAUCAGCGUUUGAAAUGCAAGCGAAGACAGGCUGACGUGGCUGUCAGUGGCAUUGGUCAAGAAACCACUCAGGUAAAACACACAGUAUCUGCGACAGUCCGUUCACGAUUUGGGAAUUACACAUGCAAAAUGGAUUUUCUUUUGCUCCCAAGAGUUACAGCAAAUCUUCCGACGAAAAAUGUGGUUUUGAUGACCUGGAAAAUUCCGAAAGUCUUAGAUUUGGCCGAUCCAGCAUUUACGGAAUCUAAGUCAGUAGACAUCAUUUUGGGCAUUCAACACUUCUUCACAUUCUUCAAAAAUGGAAAUGAAAUCCACUUGGGUGCAGAAUUACCCUCGUUAACCCGAUCAGUUUUUGGCUGGGUGGUAACGGGGACCGUUGGGAAACAGAAUGCUAGUCCACGAAUUACCUGUAACUCGGCUACGUCCAUAGACUUAGAUGCAUUGAUGAAUCGGUUUUGGGCCUGUGAGGAAGUUGAAAAUUCUACUAAUUACUCCCCCGAGGAACAGCGUUGUGAGGAUCUGUAUAAAAAAUCGGUUAAAAGGGAGAGGAAUGGCAGGUAUACAGUCUCUUUACCUAAAAUUGAAGACGUGCUGGAAAGGAUGGGCGAGUCAAGGGACAUUGCAUUCCGUCGGCUCCAAGGCUUGGAGCGAAGGUUACAGAAUGAUCCUGCUAUGCGUCUACAAUACAACGAUUUUAUGGAGAAAUAUUUGCGAUUGGGACACAUGCGGAAAAUGGAUAUGGAUAACGUUGAUAAGGUUAAACUGUAUUUUCUGCCCCAUCAUCCAGUAAUCAAAGCAACUAGUACUACGACCAAGUUACGGGUAGUAUUCGAUGCGUCGUGUAAAACAGGAACAGGGAUAUCCUUGAACGAUUCGCUGAUGGUGGGCCCAGUUAUACAGGAGGAUUUGAGGAAUUUAAUUAUACGAUGCCGAACUCGUCAGAUUAUGCUGGUAGCAGAUGUAGAGAAAAUGUUCCGUCAAAUUAACAUGAAUACCACAGACGUGCCGCUCCAAAGUAUUUUAUGGCGAACGGAUCCAUCGCAAGAGGUUGACGUUUAUGAAUUAACCACUGUAACUUAUGGUACUAAGCCAGCUCCUUUUCUGGCCACGAGAACCCUGAAACAAUUAGCUGAGGAUGAAAGAAGUGAAUUUUCCCUAGCAGCUGAUUCGUUGAUCCAAGACGUCUACAUGGAUGACAUAAUAGCAGGUGUUGACAACGUAAAUAUGGGAAGUGAAUUGCGAAACCAGCUCGAUUCCUUAUUGCAGAAAGGUGGAUUCAGGUUGAGGAAGUGGGCUUCCAAUUGCCCACAGGUUUUAGAAGGUGUGCCUCCGGAAAACCUAGCAUUAUCCACUACCGAGGUUCAACUUGACCCUGAUCCAGCUGUGAAAACACUGGGACUGAUUUGGAUACCUGGAACAGACAUCCUAAAAGUCCAAUUUAAAAUUCCUCCAGUUGAUAUCAGGGAAGAACUGUCUAAACGGAAGAUAUUGUCCAUGAUCGCCAGGCUUUUCGAUCCUUUAGGGUUGAUUGGAGCUGUUAUUACAACGGCAAAAAUUUUCAUGCAGCGACUAUGGAAGAUCUAA